Messenger RNA from Mizuhopecten yessoensis (Yesso scallop), 3605 nucleotides. RefSeq names its product RNA-binding protein lark-like. The record is from RefSeq and is a predicted model, not a curated record. NCBI's taxonomy places the organism in Eukaryota, Metazoa, Mollusca, Bivalvia, Pectinida, Pectinidae. Bases 107 to 1054 code for a protein of 315 amino acids. Gene Ontology annotation, molecular function: mRNA binding. Gene Ontology annotation, cellular component: nuclear speck. Gene Ontology annotation, biological process: mRNA splicing, via spliceosome. The transcript has 8 exons.
GACGUCACUUCCACAAAUUUCCGCCAUUUUGGAAGCACGUUGUGCGGGAUCUCGUCUGAAUUUCGUAGAUUUCUUCAAAAUUUACAUCAUCAGAUGGGAGUAAAGGAUGCCGCAAAAAAUAUUCAUCGGUAACCUGAGUGGAAACACCGAAGCAUACGAUAUUCGUGUCCUCUUCGAAAAGUAUGGUGAAGUGAGCGAAUGCGACGUUCUAAAGAACUAUGGCUUUGUGCACAUGUCCAAUGAGCCCCAUGCCCGUCUUGCAAUAACGGAACUAGAUGGAACAACGGUUAAGGGUAACCGUAUCCGUGUAGAGCUGUCCACUGGUACCUCAAAAGGAGGGCGAGGGGGUUUUGGAGGUGACCGAGGCCGCGGCAGAGGGCGUGGUGGAGGUGGUCCUAUGAGAGGACGUGGAGGAGGAGGAGGAAGUAGAGGUAGAGGAGGAUCAGACAGAUAUCCUAGUGACAGCCGUCCCCCACCACCUCCAGAAUAUGAUCCAUAUUACAGAAGGCCAGCACCCUAUGACUAUUAUGAUAGGCCGUAUGGUGCUGAGCGACCACGAUCAGAUGAUCGACGUCCACCACCCCCUCCUGAGGAUCGCUAUCUGAGGGAUAGAUAUCACCCUUAUGACAGAAGGCCACCACCCCCUGACCCCUAUGACAGGCCAUAUGAGCGACCCAGGGCCCCUCCAUCUGACCCCUACAGGAGGCCGCCACCAGAUUACUAUAGUAGACCCAGGUACCCACAAGAUGACCCGUAUUACCCAGAGGCGAGGUACCGGUAUGAUGAUCCUUAUUACCGUGAAGCCAGAUAUGCCCCUGAGGAGCGUGCAGAGGCCCCCCCUUCCCUCCCCCCUAGGGGCAGUGACUACUAUAAUGGUUACCAAGCUGAUUAUGAAAAUGGACACGAAUCUUCUUCCGCAUCUGCACAGAGUUAUUAUGAUCGUUUUUACAAAACUCCACCAGCACGACCAGGUUACCCAAAACAGGCAGCUAAACCUGGACAGCAGAAAGAUGACGACCAGAGUUUUCUUCAAACAGAACCAAUUUUCUUUUGACCUCUCAUUUAACAGCAUUCAUUUGUCAUGACAUGCACUAACUUUUAUCCCACCUCCGGAAAAAAUAUAUCAACAGACUUAGUGGAGGAUAACUGGCAGGAAUUCACUUCAUUGUGGAAAGACGGAAGAUGGUACAGAAAUAAGGAAUGUCAUGUUGAAAGAGGGCAAUAUUUUUUUUUUUAUGUAAAAUUAAUGAAGCGUUUUACACAUUUAUAUAUUAUUAGUAAAGGUGUGUUUUCACAUGAUUUAAUUCAUGUUAUAUAAAAUUAGUGAGUUUUUGUGCUAUUUUUUCUUUCUACAAUUUUUUUUUUUUUAUUAGAUUAUGACAGCAGCUGAUUGUUGUAUUUAUAUAGCAAUUAGCCCAUUACCUUGCUAGUCUAAUAGUAAAGAUUGAAAACAAGGCUAGCAAACUCAGUCAAAUUGUGAUUUUGCAUGGCAAGAUUUGGUAAUUAAAGACAUGCCUCACUUGUGUAGCCCAAAAAGUUUUUAUGUCAAAAGACUUUGUAAAUGUGGUAAAUUUAAUCUGUGUGUGUAAGAUGAUAUUGUCUCCGAGUAGUGAUGUCCUUCAUUAUUAAAUAUGAAGUUCUUUAGUAAUCCGGUUAAGCCCGCCGUUAUGUAUAUACAGGACUUUUAAUUAAGCCUCCAUUACGUAUGUAGGGUUUUUAAUUCUGUUACAUAUGUGUAGGUUUUAAUCGAGUUAUGUCCUCCACUUUGUGCGACUUUUCCUUGUGUGAGGAUUACAGUAGUGCAAGUCUCCAUAUCACGCAUCAUUUGUGUAGCCUAAGGAGAUUGUUGUUUGAAGAUGUGAAAGGGUGUAUGUGUGUAUAGUUUUAUGAAAUUCGAACAACUGGUUUAACAAGAUGUGUGCACUAGAAUGGUUGUCCUAGCAGAAAUCUCAGUCAGUUCCACUAAAUGAUGUUAAGAUAUUUUGUGUCUAUUCUAUUGGGUGAUCAGGGUGUUUGACAAUCAUGCAUGAAAUUCAUUAAGUCCCUGAAAAUGAGAAUUAAGAAGAUGAAAGGCUUUCCUUUGAGGCACCACUUUGUGGAGGAAGUUGUCCUAUUGAAUGUGAUGUAAAUCACACAGCAAAUGUCCCAGAUCUGUUGUUCAUCUUUGUUGAACAUCAGAGAUACUCGUUAUGUGUAGGGAUUUAAUAUCUGUCAUGUUCGCGUAGGAUAUUAUAUAAAAGCUUUACUUUCUAUGAUCAACUGUCAAAAAUUUGUAUGACUUCUUAUCUGAUAACUUUCUGCUUGGACAACCAAUAAAAGUUUUUCCUUGUAAAAAUAAAAAUGCUGUUGUGUCUUGAGUGUUAUAUGUUGUAAGUUUGAUUCAGACUUGGAUACAUUUUUGGAAUAAGCUAAAAAGCCUGCAAACUUAUCACAUUGAGUGCCUAGAUGCACAUUUAAUACUCCAUAUUAACAGUUUGAUCUUUGUUAAUGCGAUGGAAAUAAUUAAGUUUCAGGCAUAAUUGCUUAAGAAUUAAGAUCUGUUAACAUUUUAAAAACAAUAUUUUCCAGUUGAUUUCCUGUACAGAUGUAAAUUUAGCAUGACAUUAAGUAAGUUACUAAGUUUGAAACAUCUUCACAAACAUAUCAAUCAAGCCAGAAGCUUUUGUUGGUUAAGAUAAAGUAUUUAGUCCUAUUCAUGGUGAUUAUGUACAAGUAUUAUGAUGCAACACUCAUGACUGAAAAUGCUCUACACAAUUAGAAUUGUCACGGCCAGUUCAUCCUUAAAGGAAGGAAGGUUGUGUUAUAAAAAUACCAGAAUGUUUUUCCUUUCCUAAGUGUGUUUUAGAUGUUGCUGUAUAUGAUGUACCCCUGUUUAUGUACUUUAUGUACAUAGCUGCUGUUGUGUUGUUUAUUUACAAAGUCAUUUAUAUGUCAAUAAUUGAAAUUAUGUUUGAUGUAAGAAAUCGCAUAUCGUAACAAAUUUGUACACAUUAUUGAGUUCUUCCAGUUUUUGUUCUUUGGAUCUGAAGAGGGCUGUCAACCUCUUGAGGUCCAUCAUUUAGGGGCAGACAUAUUGGACCCAGACUUAAAGGGACAGGCAGCAGGGUCUCACCACUUCAUGGUGUGUCCAUGCUUGCUUAGAAAAUGGGCAAUUAGCUUGAAGGGUCCAUUUUAACCUCCGGCCUAGAUACAGUUAAUCAUCAGUGUAGACUUGAGUAUGAAAGGGUCUCGGAGUAAACUUGUAACUGUAGGGUAGGGUAGGGAAAGGGGGCAGUGACAGAUAGGGGCCAGGUCUGAAGUAUCACGGAGGGGACAAAGUGACAAGAUUGAGUGUUUAAGUACAUUUACCUUAUUGCAGGUUAAUUUAGUGGGUUGUAGGAUUCACUGUUGUUACAUUGGUCUCAACUCUUCGCCAUUGUGAAUAUGGAUAAUGUAUGUGAAUGUAUAUAUUCAAAUGUACAAGCAAUGACUAAAUCUGUCAAAAUAACCAGUCAUAGGGUGUUAUAUUUCACGUAGGAAACAUUGAUCUUCUUGUUUUUCAUCUCUUUCAUCAUUUUCAAAAAUCAUGCGAGUACCUUGUAAAAUAAAUGUUUUGUAAAAAAAAA